AUGUUUUUUCGCCAAUCGUUUAUUUUCAGCUCGACGACUAAAUACUGUUACAGCUGUAUGUCCGAGGACUUCUUACUUCACUGGCCGUACUUGGAUGAGGUUUACUAUCGUCCUAUGAAUUUCACUGAUCAUUGCUUUAAAAUUCCGGCGAAAAUGAAUAUUGGAAUGACACCGUGUAGUCAUUCAAUGUGCGUUACAGUCAUUGAGCCGAGAAUAUUAGCAGGCCAGCAUAUCGGCAACAACAUAAUUCGUGGUUGCUUUGCCAGCGUUUUCAAGUAUGGGACAACACCACGUGCUCAAAGUUCGCCGAUUCUUGGUCAGAUAGGUUCUACACAAAAGAAGAGACUCAAGGUACAAAUUUUUUUGAUUAUUGUUAUUCACAAUUGUUAA
Molecule: messenger RNA, 390 nt
Organism: Angiostrongylus costaricensis
Lineage: Eukaryota; Metazoa; Nematoda; Chromadorea; Rhabditida; Metastrongylidae
Source: the annotation of a GenBank genome assembly